GCAGACCUUAAGCAGAAAGCGUUCUUCAGUGACGCAUGUGUGAGAGACUUCUGUUUCAGUGCAAACCCUCAUCAGGAGCAGAGGGAUGCCAGUGGAGAGAAGCCCUGGAAAGAAGCUGUGGACAGGGCCUCGUUGGUGACCAGGUGCAGCUUCUAUGUAUCACAGAAGCCUUUCAUGUAUAGGGAGGUUGAGGAGGAUUUCCCAGCCAGCUCAGGCCUUCUUCAGCACCAGGCCACUCUCAGCACUGAGGAGCCCCACAGUGGUCGUGAGAGUGGGCAGUCUGUUCUUAGUAGAAAACAUCAUCAUGAGUGGGGUGAGUGUAAAAAGGCUGCCUUCCACAACCAGAACCUUGUUCAACAGCAGAGCGUCUACACUGGAAAUGGACUUUUUGAGUGUCACAAAUGGGGGAAGUCCUUUCGACAAAAGUUUAACCUCCUUCGUCAUGGGAGACUUGACGCUGGACAAAGGCCUUAUGAGUGUGGUGACUGUCCGAAAUCCUUUAGCCAAAGCUCUAGCUUCAUUCAACACAAGAGAAUUCACACUGGAGAAAAGCGAUCUGAAUGCAGUGUUUGUGGCAAAUGCUUUAGUUACAAAGCUGUCCUCAUUCGACAUCAGAGAAUUCACAAUGGAGAAACGUCAGACGACUGUCGUGACUAUGGGAAGUCCUUCAGCGGAAACUCUGCCCUCAGUCAGCAUCAAAGAAUUCACACUGGAGAAAAGCCAUUUGAGUGUAGUGAUUGUGGGAUGUCCUUCAGCCAUAGGUCUAAGCUCAUUGAACACCGCAGAGGUCACACUGGUGAAAGGCCUUAUGAGUGUCGUGAAUGUGGGAAGUUUUUUAGACGCAAAGAUUACCUCCUUAACCACGAGAGAGUUCACACUGGAGAAAAACCGUAUGAAUGUGGUGAUUGUGGGAGAUGCUUUAGCUAUCAAAAUGGACUCAUUCAACAUCAGAGAGUUCACACUGGGGAAAAGCCCUAUGAGUGUAGUUAUUGUGGAAAGUCCUUCAGCCAGAGCUCAACACUCAUUGAACACCAGCGAAGUCACACUGGGGAAAAGCCUUAUGAGUGUAGUGUUUGUGGGAAGUCCUUCAGCAGAAGGUCUGCCCUCACUCGACAUCAGAUAAUUCACACUGGAGAAAAGCUAUAUGAAUGUAAUGAUUGUGGGAAAUGCUUUAGCUGUAACAGUGGACUCAUUCAACAUCAGAAAAUUCAUACUGGAGAAAAGCCAUAUGAGUGUAGUGAUUGUGGGAUGUCUUUCAGCCAUAGGUCUAAGCUCAUUACACACCACAGAGUUCACACUGGAGAAAGGCCUUACGAGUGUAGUGAAUGUGGGAAGUUUUUUACACGCAAAGCUAACCUCCGUAUUCACCAGAGAGUUCACACAGGAGAAAAGCCUUAUAAGUGUAGCGAAUGUGGGAAAACCUUUGGACAAAGUUGUAACCUCUUCCAACAUAUGAAAGUCCACACUGGAGAAAAGCCAUAUGAGUGUACUGAUUGUGGGAAGUCCUUCAGCCGUAGUUCUAUCCUCACUGACCACCAGCGAUGUCACACUGGAGAAAAGCCUUUUGAGUGCAGUGUUUGUGGGAAAGGCUUUAGACUACGCAGCAGUCUUACUUAUCACCAUCACGUUCAUUCUGGAAAAAAAGCCUUAUGAGAGCCCUGACCAGUUUGGCUCAGUGGAUAGAGCGUCAGCCUUCGGACUGAGGGGUCCCAGGUUCGAUUCCGGUCAAGGGCAUGUACCUUGGUUGCGGGCA
Molecule: messenger RNA, 1753 nt
Organism: Eptesicus fuscus (big brown bat)
Lineage: Eukaryota; Metazoa; Chordata; Mammalia; Chiroptera; Vespertilionidae
Product: zinc finger protein OZF-like
Exons: 1
Coding region: 175-1653 (492 amino acids)
Biological process (GO): regulation of transcription by RNA polymerase II
Cellular component (GO): nucleus
Molecular function (GO): DNA-binding transcription activator activity, RNA polymerase II-specific; RNA polymerase II cis-regulatory region sequence-specific DNA binding
Source: RefSeq, a predicted model, not a curated record